Molecule: messenger RNA, 309 nt
Organism: Staurois parvus
Lineage: Eukaryota; Metazoa; Chordata; Amphibia; Anura; Ranidae
Source: the annotation of a GenBank genome assembly
AUGGGACCCCCGAGCAAUAGGGGAUCAUGGGGCCCCUGUGUCCUUGCCCAAACUCAAAAAAGCCUAUGAAAAAAGGUACCAUGGGCAUCUCAUGGGGCCCCCUACUGACCCUGGGCCCUCGGGCAGUGCCCGAGUUUCCAAAUGGUCAGUCUGCCCCUGAUCAAAAUGUAUUCUGUUACAUUUCUUUGGUGAAAAUAAUAAUAAUAAUUGAACUGUAUUUUUUUUUUCAAAUGUUUCUAUCUUUUUUUUACUAUUUUAUUUUUUCAGCACGCUGUGACCAAAGCAAUACAAUGUUACCAUAGUAACAUU